Messenger RNA from Sinocyclocheilus rhinocerous, 1311 nucleotides. Its product is annotated as bisphosphoglycerate mutase-like. The record is from RefSeq and is a predicted model, not a curated record. Gene Ontology annotation, molecular function: intramolecular phosphotransferase activity. The coding region runs from base 23 to 799 and encodes 258 amino acids. Gene Ontology annotation, biological process: glycolytic process. The transcript is spliced from 2 exons. Lineage: Eukaryota; Metazoa; Chordata; Actinopteri; Cypriniformes; Cyprinidae.
GCUUCCGUACUGCUUCUUCAGGAUGUCCAAAUGCAAACUCUUCCUUCUCCGACAUGGGGAGGGGGCCUGGAACAAAGAGAACCGCUUCUGCAGCUGGGUUGAUCAGAAACUGAGUGAGAACGGGGUGGUGGAAGCCCAAGAGUGUGGCAGGCUUCUGAAAGAGCAGGGCUACCAAUUCGACCAGGUUUUUACCUCCAUAUUGAGUCGUUCCAUCCAGACGGCCUGGUUGGUGCUGGAGGCCAUGGGACAAGAGUGGGUCCCAGUCACCAAAUCCUGGAGGUUAAACGAGCGGCAUUACGGUGCCCUGAUCGGCCUCAAUCGCGCUGAGAUAGCGUUGAACCAUGGUGAGGAACAGGUUAAACUGUGGAGGCGUAGCUAUGACAUCACACCACCCCCCAUUGAUGAGACACAUCCCUAUUAUGCGGAAAUUUACAAUGACCGCCGAUACAGUACGUGCGACGUUCCGAAAGAGGAACUGCCCAAAACAGAAAGUCUAAAGGAAGUGUUGGACAGACUUCUUCCUUACUGGAAUGAUGUCAUUGUACCGGUGAUCGAGAGUGGCCAAACGGUCCUCAUCUCUGCACAUGGCAACAGCUGCAGGGCAUUGCUUAAACAUUUGGAAGAUAUAUCAGAAACAGAAAUUGUGAAUGUAACGCUGCCCACAGGUGUACCAGUCUUGCUGGAGCUGGAUGAAGAUCUUCGACCGGUCAAGCCCCGUCAGCUUCUGGGCAACCAGGCCAAAAUUCAGGCAGCCAUCAAAAAGGUGGAGGAUCAAGGGAAGGUUAAUGUACAAAAAUAAAUAAGAAUGUCAGAAUCAUUUAGAUAGGAACUGUUCAAACUGAAAGAUUAUUAGUCAUUCAGUAUGUCAUGAAGCACCUGGCAAAGAUAGUUCCGGCACAUACUGUAGGGUGUGUCUGAGGUAGACCGGUUUCUGUUUAUAGUGGUAUUUUAGAAAUCAUGAAUAGUUAUAUAAGUCAAUAUUUUUAAUUCAAGCACUGGUUACUGAUCCAAAAUGCAGACUUGGCACAUAUAUAUUUUGUCAUAGCAAGAGGUCUGUAGACCAAAUAAUGGAAUAGAUAUUGAUAUAACAUUAUUUAAAAUAAUCAUUUAAUAAUGUGUUGUUAUUUUUUUUGUUAGCUUGUUUAUUUGUCAAUGCAUUUUAGGCCACAGAAAACCAGUGGUGCCUUCCUUUGGGUUAAAAAAAUAGCAUCCAUCAGUUAUUUUCUAAUAGAAAUUCUUAUUAAAGGUCAGCACAUGCUUGUAAACCAUUUCUGUAGGCUACUUAAAAACUAUAUACUGUACACUACCAAU